Messenger RNA from Eurytemora carolleeae, 1082 nucleotides. Its product is annotated as delta-like protein B. Bases 101 to 994 code for a protein of 297 amino acids. Lineage: Eukaryota; Metazoa; Arthropoda; Copepoda; Calanoida; Temoridae. The record is from RefSeq and is a predicted model, not a curated record. The transcript has 2 exons.
GUACUUUUCUCAAAUAUUGCUGCCCCCUGAGAAUGAAUGAACACAAACUUUGUUUUGAUACAACUCAAAUCAGAGCAACACUUCUACUCUACGAGUAAACAUGAUUUUUUCCAUCCUCUUCGCAUUGGUACAAGUGCAAUCAUGCUUUGGCUGGUCAAGUGAAGAAAAUUUUAAUCCCUAUCUAAAUCCCAUCUAUACCUGGCUGUAUUCGGAUGUAAGAUGUCAGCCGUACUACCUGGAACAUACAGAGAGAUACUUCUGUACUGAUGACGGUGUAUAUACCUGUGUACAUGGAUGGACUGGAGAUAACUGUGAUGAACCUGUCUGUGCUAACGGAUGUGUAAAUGGUAAAUGUGUUGCCCCGGAUAUUUGUAGAUGUGAUAUGGGAUAUCAAGGGGAAACCUGUCAAUCAUGUAUCCGGCAUCCAGGCUGUAAGCAUGGAACAUGUGAAAGGGCGUUUGAAUGUACAUGUGAAACAGGGUGGCAAGGGCAGUUUUGUAAUAUUGCUGAAUGUACUGAAGGGUGUGAUCCUGAUUUUGGAUAUUGUGAUUCCCCUGGUGAAUGUCUCUGCAAGGCUGGUAGUGGAAUGGAAGGAGCAAAUUGUACAGAAUGUAUUACCAGAGAAGGAUGUAAACAUGGGUCAUGCGAACAACCUGGAGAAUGUAAUUGCGAUGAUUUCUGGGAGGGGCCCAUGUGUGACCAACAUGUAUGCAGGGAUGGAUGCCACCGAACACAGGGCUACUGCAAAGAACCAAACACCUGCACAUGUUUGGCUGGAUGGGCAGGACACAACUGUACAGAAUGUGUACCGUAUCCAGAAUGUAACCUGAACAACACAGUUGCAGAAGGAGCUUGUAUCAACCCUUGGGAGUGUUUGUGUAAACCCGGGUUUGCAGGAAAACUCUGUGAUCAGCCAGCGUCUACCCCUCAGGAGAUAACUGUAAGUGCAGCGGGAAUUGUUGCCCUUAAAACAUCUUCUAUGACAACUUGGUAAUGGGUGUGACAUCAGGUGGUCAAGUAUGUGAUCGAUGAAUUACAGCAUGUAUUUGACACGAACAUGUAAUACAAAUUUCAAGCAUUCA